This is a messenger RNA of Elgaria multicarinata webbii, 2262 nucleotides long. RefSeq names its product L-amino-acid oxidase-like. Gene Ontology annotation, biological process: amino acid catabolic process. The transcript has 8 exons. Gene Ontology annotation, molecular function: L-amino-acid oxidase activity. Bases 1 to 2262 code for a protein of 753 amino acids. Lineage: Eukaryota; Metazoa; Chordata; Lepidosauria; Squamata; Anguidae. The record is from RefSeq and is a predicted model, not a curated record.
AUGGAUAACCAAACAGAAUUAGUCAGCACCAUUGCUGCUUCGAUAAAUGUACUCCUAUGUGCUCUUCGAGCACUCUCUGUGCUCGAGGAUGAGCACAUGCAUCGCUGGGCGCAACUCAUCCGAAUAAUGAAAAUUAACCGCAGACGGAGGAUGUUCUUCUUGCAGCAGCUUGAGGAGGACACCAACUUUUUGGUAAUGGAUGGCUUUGCAGUUUUGGGAUUUCAUGGCUCUUGUGGAGCCUGUGAUGGGACGCAUAUUGAAAUUGUAUCUCUGAUUAGGCAAGGCAAUGAUUUCACAAAUCGAAAAAACUUUUAUUCAAUGAUACUGCAGGGGGAUACGGACCACACUGGCUGUUUCACCCAUAUCAAGGUGGGGUGGAGUGGCAGAAACCACGAUGCACAUGUAUUCUGUAAUUCAUCCCUCUUUGAGGCAAUGGAUGCUGGAGUUUUUUGCCCUUCCAUUGAUGUAUGGAGAAUUGGGGACGUAGAAGUGCCACCUUUCAUUGUAGCUGUCAGGGCUUAUCCAUUGCGGAAAUGGCUUAUGAAGCCCUAUGGUGGAAACCUUGACCCACAGCAAGCUCACUUCAAUUACUGCCUUAGUCGUGCCCGGAACGUUGUCGAACGUGCCUUUGGGAGACUGAAGAGCAGAUGGAGGUGCCUCAGCGGUCAGCUGGAAGUGGCGGAGGAAAAUGUUCCUUCAGUAAUUACUGCUUGCACAAUUCUGCACAACAUCUGUGAAUCCAGAGUACUGCUCCAACUUUUACUGCUCAUGACAGAGCUGACCACUGAAAAUGCCAUGGACAACCUAGAAGAGUGUUUCCAAGAUCCUGAAUAUGAGAAAUGGCUGGGCAUUGCCAAAUAUGGGCUAGGAAAGGCCACGAAGGCAAAGACCAUUGUGAUCGUUGGGGCAGGAAUAAGUGGACUCACGGCUGCCAAAUUACUGAAGGAUGCUGGACAUCGGAUUGUGAUUCUGGAAGCCAGUGAUCGUGUGGGAGGGCGGAUAAAGACACACCGAGAAGAAGAUUGGUAUAUGGAUUUGGGGCCUAUGCGUUUGCCCAAAAACCACAGAAUUGUCCGUGAAUUCCUCAGCAAAUUCAAUCUCAGUCUAAACCCCUUCACUCAGGUUGACAAGAAUGCCUGGUAUUUGGUUAGAAAUGUCCGACGCAAGGUAGCAGACGUCAGUGAAAACUCUGGACUCUUCAGGUACCAAGUUAAUCCCAGCGAGCGGGGGAAGUCUGCGGACACACUUUUUCAGGAGACACUGGACAAGGUUACAACAAACUGUACACUUCUGAAAGAAAAAUAUGACUCAUUCUCCACUAAGGAAUACCUGAUUAAGGAAGGAAAUCUGAGCAAAGGAGCUGUUGAUAUGAUCGGUGACCUCUUGAAUGAAGAUGCUGGGUUUUAUACGUCAUUCCUAAACUCUGUCAUGGAUUAUCUCAUCUACUCUAAAGACAAUUUUGAAGAAAUUACAGGUGGAUUUGAUCAACUUCCUCAAGGUUUCCUCCGUGAGAUGCCAGGGAUAGUUCAUUUUAACUGCACAGUGGAGAAGAUACUUCGCAUAGGCAAAAAAGUGAAAGUGUCUUACCGUCAGUCACCCACACCUGUACUUUCAACCUUUACUGCUGACUAUGUCCUCAUCACAGCCGCAGCGAAAGCCACACGACUCAUCAAUUUUGCACCAUCUCUUUCCACUUCCAAGGCUCAUGCUUUGCGGUCCUUGAAUUAUGCAAGUGCAACUAAAAUUGCCUUGGUUUGCACUGAGAAAUUUUGGGAGAAAGAUGGGAUACACGGUGGAAAGUCAAUCACAGAUCACCCAUCCCGAAUGAUUUAUUAUCCAAACCAUGACUUUCCCAAUGGGACAGGGGUACUCCUGGCUUCCUACACUUGGAAUGGUGAUGCCAAUUUCUAUGUUCCACUCACUGAUGAAAAGUGUAUUGAUGUGGUGAUGGGUGACCUAGCGGAAAUCCACCAAGUAUCUAAAAAUUAUCUCCGAACUGUCUGUGGCAAACAUGUGGUGAAGAAGUGGGCCCUGGACCAAUAUUCAGUGGGAGCCUACAGCAUCUUCACACCGUACCAGUUUACCCACUAUUCUAAGGCAUUGUCCCAGAAUGAAGGGAGGAUCUAUUUUGCAGGAGAGCAUACAGCUCAUCCUCAUGCUUGGAUUGACAGUGCAAUGAAAUCUGCGAUAAAGGCAGCAAGUAAUAUUCACAGUGAGUGCAAUAUUGCUUCAGAGCAGAGACCAAAAACGAAUAAAGGUUAA